Molecule: messenger RNA, 1722 nt
Organism: Nematocida minor
Lineage: Eukaryota; Fungi; Microsporidia
Exons: 1
Coding region: 1-1722 (573 amino acids)
Biological process (GO): mitotic G2 DNA damage checkpoint signaling; DNA replication initiation; mitotic DNA replication checkpoint signaling
Source: RefSeq, a predicted model, not a curated record
AUGAAAUCUGUUAAGUUUACAACCACCGGGCUCUCUUCAUUGGAAAAAGAGUGCAUCUCAAAAGCAUUCGAAAAAACAGAAUACCAGCUGGAGGAGACAAUGUCUUCAGGUACGUCCUACCUUCUGGCGUAUAAAAGCACCUUUACAGAAAAAAGAGUCCUUGCUGAAAGAUGGUCAAUCCCUGUUAUCAGCGUGCUCUGGGUGUACAAAUCGCUAUCUAUAAAAAACAUAAAACAGUUUAGGCUAAGAAAGUACGAAGGAUGCACUUUCUGCACCUCAGGCAUCACAAACGACCUGUUUAUUAAUUACUACAAGCUGAAUGGAGCGUACCACUCUUCGAUCAUGAACAGGUACUGCGACUUUCUCGUUGUCAACUCGUCAGACCUUGUAAGCGACAAAGUUCUCUACGCAAAAGAGUGCGAUAUCCCCAUUAUUUCAGCAGAGAGCGUGUUCGAUGACCAGUUUGGGCUCUUUAAAAAAAGCAUUCAGUACGAAAGUUUUAUUAGCGAGCCUCUGACAGAUGAAAUAUUCAAUGGAAAAACAUUCUGUUUUGCAGGAACCACAGAGAUCCACAAACUCGUCAGAAGACUGGUGAUUGAGCAUGGAGGCAACAGAGUGGAGAAGCAGGGGCCUGAUGUAGACUACACCAUACACUUUGGCGAUGCAACCAAGGGAAAGAACCUUGUUUGGUACCAGUGGAUCCUUGACAGCGCAGAUCUGGGAACUCUGCUAUCCUCUGAUGGAUAUUCUGUGCACCAGCCUGAGCUGCCUGUGCUUCCUCUCGAUAAAUCAAUUAUUUUUCCAAUGGUUUGCAAAGAAGAAUCUCUCAGAACAAGAAACAAAGUGCAGGCUUUGGGAGGAGAAAUAUCAAUGCAAAUGAGCAGCAAGAUCACACACUGUAUAGUAGAAAGGAAAAGCAAGCAGCUGCAAAGCAAAAUUAAAAACUAUUUUAAAAUGUACAAAAUCAGCAUAUGUCUCUUAGAGUGGCUGAACCAGUGCAUUUACUACAUGAAAAAACUGAACGAAGGAAAAUUUGAAGUUCUUCCAGGCCUUCGGGCAGUUCCAGAGGUGGUAAUGGAGAGAAAAGAGCUAAAAAAAAGAGCAUCGGUAAACUAUGCAGCAAGCAGCCUAGACAGCUGGAAGGUGCAAUUUACAGGGCUAGUAGACUCUCUGAAAGAGAAUGCAAUUUCUGUCCUCAGAACAAAAGGCGCCACCGUAAUUGACACGCAGGAGUACUCAUCAGAGUGCACACACCUAAUAGUGGGAGCUGUUAAUGUGUCUCUUAAAUUUCUAUCGGCAAUAUCAGCUGGGUGCAUUCUCAUGGACUGCAGAGUAGUUGAUGAUUUGAAAAUGAACACUUAUACAAACGAUGCUGAAUAUAGUUUAGAAGCAAGAGAGCUAAAGAUAGACGCCCCCAAGAACGAGAAGAUAGUAAGAAAACUGAUCAUGGCAGCUCCUAUCUGGAGAAUGAAGAAAAACGAAACAAACAAAAUGGCGUUUUCAGACUGGACUGUAUGCGUUAUGAUGGAGAAAGAUAGGGAAAGGAUAGAACAACUGAUAGAGAACGGAGGGGGUAGAGCAUUGAAAGCUAUUCCAUUAGAUGACACAGAUAGAAAAAUAUUUUAUUUUGUAGAUAACCAAACAGAAGUACCUUCGCACAUACCCGCCCAGCAGACGAUCCAAAUGAAAGAUCUUAUCCUGCAUCUUGCGGGAGUAAAGUAG